AUAAGGGGCGGUGUUUCUUGUGACGUAGUCGACUACAGUGAAACCAAAGAUUGUUGAUUACUAAACGGCGAACGUUAGCGCCUCGCUCCGCUUUUUAACUCUCUGGUGAAACUGCUGUGAACGGUGGAGAAGAGCUGUGCUGUUGAACAUAAGAAUCAUUUUGAACGCGGCGUAAAUCCUUCCACGGCUUUUUGUAUAUAUUGCUUUAGCUAGUUAACUUAACUUAUUUGGAAACAAUGGCCGAAAGCGACUGGGAUUCUGUGACUGUCUUGAGGAAGAAAGGCCCGUCGUCAGCGCAGGCGAAAUCAAAGCAGGCCAUAACGGCGGCACAGAGGCGUGGUGAAGAAGUUGAAACCUCAAAGAAAUGGGCUGCGGGUCAGAACAAGCAGCACUUAGUGACCAAGAACACAGCCAAGUUGGACCGGGAGACUGAGGAGCUCCACCACGAAAGGGUUCCACUGGAGGUCGGCCGGGUGAUCCAGCAGGGGCGCUUCAACAGAGGGCUCACUCAGAAGGACCUGGCCACAAAAAUCAACGAGAAACCUCAGGUCAUCGCGGACUAUGAGUGCGGAAAGGCGAUCCCCAGCAAUCAGGUCAUGAGCAAGAUCGAGAGAGCCAUUGGCCUGAAGCUACGCGGGAAGGAUAUUGGACAACCCCUCGAAGCAAAGCCAAAAAAGAAAUGAAAAUGAAAGCCUCCACUGCUUGACUGUGGCCUUCUAACCCAUCUCCAGUUUGGGUCAAAGUUCAACGUGUGAUGGACAUAUCCUUUAGCAUUAUCUUUGUUUGGGGGCUAAUAAAGUUUGAAACAUUUGGCAAUA
This is a messenger RNA of Alosa sapidissima (American shad), 818 nucleotides long. RefSeq names its product endothelial differentiation-related factor 1 homolog. The coding region runs from base 237 to 683 and encodes 148 amino acids. The transcript has 6 exons. Gene Ontology annotation, molecular function: DNA binding. NCBI's taxonomy places the organism in Eukaryota, Metazoa, Chordata, Actinopteri, Clupeiformes, Clupeidae. Gene Ontology annotation, cellular component: nucleus. The record is from RefSeq and is a predicted model, not a curated record.